UCACCGUUUGUCACUCCACGGUCGCCCCCACUAGUACCAAGGCGUUCUGAUUUGCAGCGGCUCUUCCGAGGCAAUCAAUCCGUACGUUCUGACUUGCUGAACGUGUACUCUUGACUUCAUCCACACUCCUUAGAUGCACGCUGGGACGCAGACCCUGAUACAGGCUUUGCAAGCAAUGCCAUGGGCAGAAUAUCAAGAUGAUGAUGACGGAACUCCUCAGGGUGACACACCCACAGAUACAUCCAGUGACGAGGAUGAUGACCGGCGUGGCAACCAUCUAGCCUCCUCGAUCCAUACAAUAUACCGUCCGCUCGCGCGCUCCAAGCGCGGCAAGUUGCCUACGCUUUUCUCUCGAUCCAAGAGUCCAGAACUUGAUCCUGUGAGUGACAGGGAGGAGACGCCGCGCCUGGAAGAGACUGUGAUAUCAGACGAAGAACUGCAAGACGACUUUGAGCCGCCGGAUGACACACAAGACGUGUCGUACAGCGACAGUCAGCCUGGACCCUCAGAUUCGCCCACUUCGAUUCAUCAAUCAGUCCGUGGGACUCAUAGACAUCCGCCUACUCGCUCCGGAAGCAUGGGCACGGUCAAGAUUCAGCGCAGGUCGCGACUAGCUGAGAAGCUCAGAGACAUUUUCGAGUUGCAGGGCAUUCAAGAAGUUGUUGCAGAGAUGCCAUGUUGGCUACUGCGGUCAAUUCUGUUGCAGGGGUAUAUGUACCUCACUGACUCAUAUAUGUGCUUCUUCGCACACAUGCCUUCGAAAGAGGACCAAGUCCUGAAGUCUGGCUCAAUGUCCAAGAGAGCACAACGUACCAAACGCUGGAUACGCCAUUGGUUUGUCUUGAAGAAUGACGCCCUCUCCUGGUACCAGUCACCAUCGGAUCCUUACUUCCCACACGGCAUCGUAGACCUGCGUUAUGCGAUUACAUGUGAACCACUGUAUGAGAGGGAGAUACGCCUUCGAACGAAUCAGAAGACCAUCCGGUUAUCCGCUGAUUCUGCGCCGAGUCGAGACGAAUGGAUCAAAGCUAUUCGCAAAGUUAUGUUCAGGGCGCAAAAUAUGGGCGACAGCGUCAAGAUUGCGAUACCCUACUCAGCCAUCGCGGACGUUGAGAAGUCGUCGGCGAUAGAUUUCAGCGAGACUAUCGAGAUCAAGGUCAUGGACAAGGAUCACCCGUCGUUGACGGACUCUUACUUCUUUGCCUAUUUCCGGGACCUUCCAGCAGCCCUUGAGCAGAUCCGCGACGUUGUGCGUGCGUCUAGAGGGAUCCCCACCGACUCGCAUGUCCCUUCUGUCAUCGACACGACCGUCUGCAAACCCACUACACCGCCUCCAAUAGCUUCCCGCACACAAAGCGCGCCGCCUAUGGAUCAGCUGCCGAAGUCGCCGUCUGGCUUCAGGAUACCUUCUCUACUGCGUCCCUUGCAGGAAUCGCUACCACGUGUCCGUACGACUGCUCUUGGUCGAGCUACGUCUCCUGAACGGGAUGAUGGUGAAGACUACACUCAUGUCACCAAGAGAGGCUCGUCGACCUUCAUGGCGGUCACCGCGUCCCCUACGUCGAGCACCCUGAUCGAAGACCGAGGCCCACCGCCGCCUCCUGAAGGUAGUUCCUCAUCUCCGCCUAAUCCGGCACUUCAUACGUAUCCUCCCUCACCUUCCUCUUCGCCCGCAAUGUCAGAAAUCAUAACUACGCCAUCCAAGGAUGGUGGCUCGUGGACGGUUGGCGUGCCUUCGUGGCUGAGGAUGCCAACGAUACCCUCGCGACGAGCAUUCACAAGUGCCCUAGGCAUUAGGUUGGGUGAACCUCACAGCGCACCUGAGGGUGAGGGCGUCUCGGAGGUCAUCUCGUCAAACACUGGCACUGGUAGUCGUAUGUCUACGAGCAGCAGCGGUCCGAAUGACUUCGGUUACUUCAGCGUAUUGGAAGCACCUACAACGAUGCUCGACGAUGAGAGUAUCGAGAAGUUCCGAUCUACGUUCGCAUUUGAUGAGAAGGAGACAUUGCUUGGUGUCUUUCCGGGAUAUGUUUACCGCCUGCUUCCUGUCUAUGGACGCUUGUACGUGUCCACUGAUUUCUUUUGCUUCAAGAGCAGUGGACCGUUAACCACGCGAACAAGGAUGGUCCUUCCCAUACGAGACAUCCUAUCCACGGAGAUGUCUAGGGCGUUCCACUUCGGUCACUACGGUCUGGUAAUCAUCGUCAGGGGGCAUGAAGAACUGUUCUUCGAGUUUAGCGACGAGGAGCGUCGCGCAGCCUUCGCCUCCCUCCUUGAACGGCAGAUGGAGGACGAAAGGCGUAGAUCCCCCAGCGCCGACACCCAUGGAUCGACAUCGGAAUGCCACGAUAGGCUCAUUCUGGAUGAAGCUGGUCCCCGGCAACCCUCGGAUAUCGUUACAAAGAGGGCUUUGCACGAAGCAACUAUGUCAGAAUCGCUCCCUGCAGUCAUGUUCAACUCCGCGUCCUCUACAUUCCUCACAUUCAAGCCUGAUAAAUCGCUGCAUUUCACAUUCUUGACCAUUGGCUCUCGAGGAGAUGUCCAACCGUACAUCGCAUUGGCUCAGGGCCUCAUGAAAGAUGGUCAUCGAUGCCGAAUUGCGACUCACGGAGAGUUCAAGGAUUGGAUUGAAGCUCAUGGGAUUGAGUUCGGUUACGUUGGCGGUGAUCCGGCAGAACUCAUGCGGAUCUGCGUAGAGAAUGGGACGUUUACUGUUGCGUUCCUAAAGGAAGGCAUGCUUAAGUUUCGCGGGUGGGUCGAUGACUUACUCAAGACCUCAUGGGAAGCGUGUCAAGGGACGGACGUCCUCAUCGAAAGUCCCAGUGCGAUGAGUGGCUACCACAUAGCAGAGGCACUUGGCGUACCGUAUUUCCGCGCCUUCACCAUGACAUGGAGUCGCACAAGAGCGUACCCGCAUGCGUUUGCCGUGCCUGAACAUAAGAUGGGAGGCAACUACAACUACAUGUCAUAUGUGCUGUUUGAUCAAGUCUUCUGGCGGGCGACCGCGGGUCAGAUAAACCGCUGGAGACGAAACACUCUCGGUCUCGGCAGCACAAGCCUCGACAGGAUGGAGCCGCACAAGAUCCCCUUCCUAUAUAACUUUAGUCCUGUCAUCGUUCCGCCGCCUCUCGACUGGCCAGAGUGGAUCCACGUUACAGGCUACUGGUUCCUGAACGACGCGGACGUUAGCUCCAAGAAAUGGUCGCCUCCACCUGAUCUCAUCGAGUUCCUCGACUCCGCACGCAAAGCUCAGAAGAAAGUUGUCUACAUCGGCUUCGGCAGUAUCGUCGUGUCGGAUCCAAAGUCUAUGACCCGUUGCGUGAUUGAGGCUGUGGUUCGAAGCGGUGUCUAUGCCAUCCUCUCGAAGGGUUGGUCAGACCGGCUUGUGAAGGAUGCCUCGGACGUUACAGAACCCGAGGAGCCGUUACCAAAGCAGAUCUAUUCCAUUGCGUCUAUUCCGCAUGACUGGCUAUUCCAACGUGUAGACGCGGCAUGUCAUCACGGUGGUGCUGGGACAACUGGAGCUAGUCUACGAGGCGGCAUUCCUACGAUUAUCAAGCCAUUCUUUGGAGACCAAUUCUUCUGGGCUGAUAGAGUGGAGGCCCUUGGAAUCGGCUCGGCCGUUCGCAAAUUGACCGUAGAAAGUCUAACUCAGGCCUUCGUCACCGCGACCACCGAUCAGAAGCAGAUCACUCGUGCUAGAGCCGUCGGAGAGAAGAUACGGGCGGAGGACGGUGUGGGAACAGCCAUAGAAGCCAUUUACCGUGAUCUCGAAUACGCUAGGUCGCUUGUCAAAAGCGCUGCCGCGGAGGACCUGCACGAUGAUGGCUUGGACGCUGAGCACGCCACAAUUCGUGACCUUCGUCCAUCUCUACCCUCUCCGGUGUAUUCUGGUGCGCGAUCGGGCAGCAGCUCUGUCAGCUCCGCACACGAUGCCCCGAGUGACUGGAGCGUCAUAUCUGAUCAGGAGUGAGCCAUACUUACUUUGUAUCUGUCUUCCCCGAAGGAUCUGUGUGUAGAAUCACAUCUGCGUUGACCAGCAUGUACACUUACGCUACAGCGACUAACU
Molecule: messenger RNA, 4069 nt
Organism: Fomitopsis serialis
Lineage: Eukaryota; Fungi; Basidiomycota; Agaricomycetes; Polyporales; Fomitopsidaceae
Product: glycosyltransferase family 1 protein
Exons: 16
Coding region: 134-3973 (1279 amino acids)
Biological process (GO): carbohydrate metabolic process
Molecular function (GO): hexosyltransferase activity; UDP-glycosyltransferase activity
Source: RefSeq, a predicted model, not a curated record